Molecule: messenger RNA, 3447 nt
Organism: Rotaria sp. Silwood1
Lineage: Eukaryota; Metazoa; Rotifera; Eurotatoria; Philodinida; Philodinidae
Source: the annotation of a GenBank genome assembly
AUGGCAACAUCAAUGGUAACAUCCAUGGUAACUGCAGCUGGAGUAAAAACUGAAAAACGUCCUACGACGAAACUUGAUACUAUUCGUGACAUUGAAAGACGAAUGCAAAAAUUAUGGGCUGAUUUGGAAAUAUUCGAAGUCGAUGCACCUGACUAUUUCACUAAUAAUUCGAAUACAUAUUUCGUAACAUUUCCAUAUCCAUAUAUGAAUGGCCGUCUUCAUUUGGGACAUACAUUCUCAUUAUCUAAAUGCGAGUUUGCCGUAGGUUUUCAACGUCUUCGUGGUAAACAUUGUCUAUUUCCAUUCGGAUUUCAUUGUACUGGUAUGCCUAUUCGAGCUGCUGCCGAUAAAUUAAAACGUGAAUUAGAACAAUUUGGUUUUCCACCGAAAUUUCCCAUCGAUGCGAAUAAAAAAGUUGAAGCAACAAAAAUAAUGACACCAAAAGAAAGUGAAAGUAACAAAGUGGAUAAUAAAUCGAAGAGCAAGAAGAGUAAAGCAGUAGCUAAGACUGGCGGUGGAAAAUAUCAAUGGGAUAUAAUGCGUAGUUUGGGAAUUGAAGAUAAUGAUGAAAUUCGACGAUUUGCCGAUCCACAAUAUUGGAUUUCUUAUUUUCCAACUCAUGUCAAACGAGAUCUUGAAAUGAUGGGCUUAAAAGUUGAUUGGCGUCGUUCAUUUGUAACAACAGAUGUUAAUCCAUUCUAUGAUUCAUUUGUUCGUUGGCAAUUUCAUCAUUUGAAAGAAGGUGGUAAAAUUCAAUUUGGUAAACGAUAUACAAUUUAUUCACCUAAAGAUAAUCAACCAUGUAUGGAUCAUGAUCGUAGUAAUGGUGAAGGUGUAAAUCCUCAAGAAUAUACAUUAAUUAAACUCCGUAUUCAUGAUAAUCAUAUACCAGAAAAAUUAAAAUCUUAUGUAACACCGUCAACGACUAGUGUUUAUUUAGCUGCUGCUACUCUUCGACCAGAAACAAUGUAUGGUCAAACAAAUUGUUGGCUUCAUCCAAAUAUUCAUUAUAUAGCUUUUGAAACACGUUUACAUGAUAUUCUUAUUUGUACAGAACGUGCAGCUCGUAAUUUAGCUUAUCAGGAAUUUACUGAUGUCUAUGGUCAAUAUAAUAUCUUAGCUAAAUUUCUUGGUGCAGAAUUAUUCGGAUUACCAUUGCAUGCACCACUUUCGCAUUAUGAAACAAUUUAUACAUUACCUAUGAUGACAAUUAAAGAAGAUAAAGGUACAGGUGUUGUUACAUCAGUACCAAGUGAUUCACCAGAUGAUUAUGCUGCUUUGAUGGAUAUUAAACAUAAGGCAAACUUACGAGAAAAAUAUGGUAUUAAAGAGUCAAUGAUAUUACCAUAUGAUCCAGUAGAGAUUAUUGAACUUGAACCAUAUGGUCGUCUUGCUGCACCUACCAUUUGUAAUCAAAUGAAAAUUCAAUCACAAAAUGAUCAUGAUAAAUUAUUAGAAGCCAAAGAUAAAAUUUAUGUAAAAUCAUUUUAUGAUGGAAUACUUUUAGUUGGUAAAUAUGCGAAUAGUAAAGUAUCUGAUGCAAAGAAACUUGUUCAAGAUGAUUUGAUUACAAAUGGACAAGGUUAUGUUUAUUAUGAACCAGAAAAACAAGUGAUUUCUCGAUCAUAUGAUGAAUGUGUUGUUGCUCUUGUUGAUCAAUGGUUUCUUGAUUAUGGUAAUGAAAAAUGGAAACAACAAACUAAAGAUGCAUUAAAUAAAAUGAAUGUUUAUCAUACAGAAACACGUAAUCAAUUUGAAGGUGUUUUGAGUUGGUUACAUGAACAUGCAUGUUCACGUACAUAUGGUCUUGGAACAAAAUUACCUUGGGAUGAACAAUAUUUAAUUGAAUCAUUAUCUGAUUCAACUAUUUAUAUGGCUUAUUAUACUGUUGCGCAUCUUUUACAAGCACGGGAUUCUUUUAAUGGUGAAAAAUUAGGUCCAGCAAAUAUUCUUCCAUCUCAAUUAACAAUCGAUGUAUGGGAUUAUAUAUUUUUUCCUGAAAAAUCCUAUCCAUCUUCAACAACAGAUAUUCCACGUGCAAUACUUGACCAUCUUCGUAAUGAAUUUCAAUAUUGGUAUCCAGUUGAUUUACGUUCAAGUGGAAAAGAUUUAAUUCCAAAUCAUCUUACAUAUUCAAUAUAUAAUCAUAUAGCUAUUUGGCCCAAUCAUUCUGAGCUAUGGCCACGUGCAUUUCGUGCUAAUGGACAUUUGUUAUUAAAUGGAGAAAAAAUGGCUAAAAUAACUGGCAAUUUUUUAACAUUAUCACAAGCUAUUAAAAAAUUUUCUGCUGAUGGUGUGCGUUUAACAUUAGCUGAUGCUGGUGAUUCAAUUGAAGAUGCAAAUUUUGAAGAAGAAAUGGCUGAAGCACAACUUUUACGUCUUUAUGCAUUUAUUGAAUGGGUUAAAGAAGUACUUGAUAUUAAUUUAGUAGAUAUAGAGGAAGGAAAUAAUUCAAGAAAUUCAUCUGAUGUUAACUGGAUUAAAGAUAAAUUACAUCUUUCAUCUAAUUUAGAUAAUAGAAAUGAAGAAUUUACUGAAAAACAAAAAAUAAAUUAUCGAAUAGAUACGAAAUAUAAUUAUUAUGAUCAUGUAUUUGAAUCUGAAAUAAAUCGUGCUAUCCAAUUAACAGAAGAAAGUUAUGAAAAAAUGUUAUAUAAAGAUGUACUUAAAUAUGGAUUUUUUGAAUUACAAACAGCACGUGAUAAUUAUCGAGAAUUAUGUUUACAAUCUGAACGAAUGAAUUUACAUUUAAUAAAACAAUUUAUUGAAAUACAAGUAAUUUUAUUAGCACCUAUCUGUCCACAUAUUUGUGAUUAUUUGUAUCAAUUUCUUUAUCCUGGAACAACAAUUAUGAAUGCUAAAUGGCCAAAAGUUGGUAAAGUUGAUCAAUCAUUGAUUGAUUCACGCAACUAUUUAAUGAAUAUUGCUCAUGAUUUUCGUCUUCAUCUUAAAUCUUAUAUAAAUCAACAAACAAUUAGUAAAUCUAAAAGAACAAAUACUCAAUCAUCAUUAACAUCAAUACAUGCAACAAUAUUUAUUGCACAUUCAUAUCCAUCAUGGCAAACAUUUAUUAUUAAUGAAUUAAAACAAUUAUAUCUUUCUAAUAAUCAUUCAUUACCUGAUAGUAAAAAAUUAGCAGUUCAUUUUAAAGAUUGUCCAGAAAUUGAUAAAAAGUAUCAAAAAAAAUUAAUGCCAUUUGUUAUUUAUUUGAAAGAAUUAUUAGAAAAAAGUGACGAUAUAAUAUCAUUAGAUCGACAUUUAUCAUUUGAUGAAAAUCAAAUAUUACAAUUGAAUCAAGAUUAUCUUCGACGUGCAAUUCAUGUUGAACAAAUUGAUAUUCGUUUAACUGAUGGCAAUGAUACGGAUACAACAAUGUUAAGUAAUUUAGAAGAUAUUGUACCUGGUAAACCAUUGAUACACUUUCGUCAUGAAACAUUGAUGUUAUAG